This is a messenger RNA of Drosophila teissieri, 1447 nucleotides long. Its product is annotated as vesicle-fusing ATPase 2. NCBI's taxonomy places the organism in Eukaryota, Metazoa, Arthropoda, Insecta, Diptera, Drosophilidae. The record is from RefSeq and is a predicted model, not a curated record. Bases 115 to 1143 code for a protein of 342 amino acids. Gene Ontology annotation, cellular component: Golgi stack. Gene Ontology annotation, biological process: Golgi to plasma membrane protein transport; SNARE complex disassembly; intra-Golgi vesicle-mediated transport. The transcript has a single exon. Gene Ontology annotation, molecular function: ATP binding; ATP hydrolysis activity.
UACAACAGCUGAUCGUGAAAAAAUAGUUCUCACAUUUUAUUAAGUUUUUGAUUUUGAGGGAUUUUAAGGGAAAAAGCGCGUUUCAUAAUUAAAGAAGCCAACCCGGACGCCAAGAUGGUCAACAUCAUUCUGCCCAAUGAUGAGGAGCGCCUGAAUCUCUUGGAUUCUCGCAUCAAAAGGCUGCAUGACAUGAAGUUAGCCGGCGAUGUGUGCCCUCAUGAAAUAGCCAUGAAAACCCAAAAUUUCACGGAGGACGAGCUGCGUCAACUGGUCCUCGUAGCCCUCCAUGAAGCCAUUGUCCGGAAUCACGUCACCGGAUACACGGAGGGCCUGCAAGUCAGCCAGGUCGAUCUUCUGGCUGCGGUAAAGAUCGUUCAGCCCCGGUUUGGUCGACAGGAGGAGGUUCUGCAGCAGCUGAUGCCAUAUGAAUAUUUUUGUCGUAGCACUAACGACGCCGCUCUAGAUCAGGAAAGCCUCCUGCUUACCGGGCACCCUGGACUGUCAUGCCACCUGGUCGAAGGUAAGCCCAAGUCCGGCUUAACCACGGUUGCCGCCCAAAUGGCUUUAAACACUGACUUCCCCUUUGUGAAAUACAUAUCAUCGGCGAAUUUGCUGGGACUUAGCGACUCCGACAAAUGCCAGAGGAUUUGGGAAGUCCUAGAGGACGCCCAUGUUUCCAGGCGCAGCUGCGUCAUCAUUGACGAUUUGGAGCGUAUCGUUGGUUACGGCGCCCUGGGAAAGCAAUACUCCAAUGAGUUAUUGCGGAUGCUGGUGGUUCUUCUGAAGAAACUACCGCCUAGAGGUCACGAGCUGCUCAUUAUCUGCACAACCAAUCGUCGCGAUGUCCUGCAGGAGCUGGGCUUGCUUUCCCUUUUCACUUCAGUGCGCAAUGUGCCAAAUGUUUCCACUCCCAAAGAACUUUUGGCCAUUGUGGAAGCUUCAAAACGAUUUGAGCCCGAGGAGCUGCGCCAAAUUAAGAGCGCCAUGGAGGGCCGUGAUGUCUCCAUUGGCAUCAAACGGUUGCUUGAGCUAAUAGAAUGGGUGAAUCCCAUUACGCCCGAACGACGACCUGGCAAAUUCCUGCUGAAAUUGGGCGAAGCAAUGGGAUGGGUGGGCCCCAAUUCCAGUUCUGCAGCCAUUUGAACCUCAGUAGACUUAAAACGUGCAAUAUUGUAUCUACAAUUCCAACAAAACUUUUCCAUAUUUAAUAGUUCAGUAUUGCAUUAUAUUUAAAGGAACCAUGGAACUAUGGAACCAUGACCUCCAACUCGAUUUCAAACGAUCUUAAACAUUUAUUACCAUAUAUCAUUUUAUACUUCAAUUUGCGUUCUUAAGACUAAAAUGAACAGUCCGCUGAUGUGAUUCGCAUAACACGUAACUUAAGUAGAAUUUACUAACACAUUGUGCUUAUUAUACAAAAGCAAGAAUAAAGAGAUUGCAAAUGCCA